AUGGGAAAAACGCAAAUAUGGGAAAAACGUAAAUAUGGAAAAACCGCAAAUAUGGGAAAAACGCAAAUAUGGGAAAAACGCAAAUAUGGGCAGAACGCAAAUAUGGGAAAAACGCAAAUAUGGGAAAAACGCAAAUAUGGGAAAAACGCAAAUAUGGGAAACACGCAAAUAUGGGAAACACGCAAAUAUGGGAAUAACGCAAAUAUGGGAAAAACGCAAAUAUGGGAAAAACGCAAAUAUGGGAUACAUAAAAAUAUGGGAAAACCGCAAAUAUCGGAAAACCGCAAAUAUGGGAAAACGCUAAUUUGGGAAAAUCGCAAACAUGGGAAAGACGCAAAUAUGGGAAAAACGCAAAUAUGGGAAAAACGCAAAUAUGGGGAAAAUGCAAAUAUGGGAAAAACGCAUAUAUGGGAAAAACGCAAAUACGGGAAAAACGCAAAUAUGUGUCAAACACAAAUUUGGGACAAUUGCAAAUAUGGGACAAACUCAAAUCUGGGACAAGCACAAAUAUGGGACAAACGUAAAUAUGGGACAAACCAUGAGUUCAUGAGUAAUUUGAAAACUCAAAUAUGGGAGAAACGCAAAUAUGGGAAAAACGCAAAUAUGGGAAAAACGCAAAUAUGGGAUAAACGCAAAUAUGGGAAAAACGCAAAUAUGGGAAGAACGCAAAUAUGGGAAAAACGCAAAUAUUGGAAAACCGCAAAUAUGGGAUAA
Molecule: messenger RNA, 714 nt
Organism: Schistocerca americana (American grasshopper)
Lineage: Eukaryota; Metazoa; Arthropoda; Insecta; Orthoptera; Acrididae
Exons: 2
Coding region: 1-714 (237 amino acids)
Source: RefSeq, a predicted model, not a curated record